CCCCCGUAUCCGCGAGCCCCGCCUCCGUGCUGGCGAAAUUUCCGGUCCGGGCAAGGUGGGCGCAGUAUCCUGGCCCAGGCUGGGCAUCAUGGCUGACUCUAGGUCUGGUGUGCAGGGUUCCCUGCUGCAGCUGCAAGAAUUUUUGUCCACUGCGGACCGUUACAGCGCUGCGGUGGCCAGUCAUCAGCUGAUUCGGGGCCUGGGUCAGGAGUGCGUGCUAAGCACCAGCCCCGCGGUUCUGGCAUUGCAGACUUCCUUAGUUUUUUCCAAAGAUUUCGGUUUGCUUGUAUUCGUUCGGAAAUCACUUAGCAUUGAUGAAUUUCGUGAUUGUCGAGAAGAAGUCCUAAAAUUCUUAUGUAUUUUCUUAGAAAAAAUUGGGCAGAAGAUUAUACCUUAUUCUCUUGAUAUUAAGUUCCUGUGUUCUUUUUGACAACAGUCUGAAAGUUUGCUUGUCUUGUACCUCCCAUUUUCUUUAAAUCUGCCUUCUACAAGGUUUCCUCAUACUUACUAUGGAACUGGUAACCAUAAAUUAAGUUGUUUUUUCUUAGACUUAUUUAUACUUUUAACAAGUGCCACAUCUUGAGGUAAGUGUUUUUAUUGGUCCCAAAUUUGCUUCUAGUGUUUGAUGCUAAGUUUUGAUGAAGAAGCAUGUAUUCAAUUUGAGGAAUUUAUAGAAAGUUACUUUAUAAAU
Phyllostomus discolor (pale spear-nosed bat) is the source of this 691-nucleotide messenger RNA. Its product is annotated as DNA-dependent protein kinase catalytic subunit-like. The record is from RefSeq and is a predicted model, not a curated record. The transcript has 4 exons. Lineage: Eukaryota; Metazoa; Chordata; Mammalia; Chiroptera; Phyllostomidae. Bases 89 to 430 code for a protein of 113 amino acids.